AUGCGUAUCUUCUCGAAGGACGUGCUCGAGCUUUCUCCAGCGCAGAAGCAUCUGUACGCCACGGAGACUCAGACUAACUUUCGCCUGAUCGCGAAACUUACGGCCACGCGCUCCCGGCGCAUUCUAUCCUCAGACGACCUUGCUUCACCCGAGUUGCAGACUGAGCUGGCUGAGUUGAGUCAAUUCAUAGAGCUGUCUUACAAUGUUAUGCCUGUGGAAGAUGUAUAUCGUCACAUUGACGUCCUCUCAAGACCUAAUUUCCCCCUGGAGACCUGUAACGCCGUACGGGAAUCGAAGUUCCUGAAGUCUUUCCUGGGCAAAGUCGCGGACCUGCAUGCCUUCACUGCUCAUCGACCAGCAAAGAGGCAACUGAUUCUGGCUAUAUCGGGGACCUGUAAUCUCAAACAAGUUUACUACGACUUGCAUGCGUUCAGGACGACAUAUCCUUACGGGAAAGGAUGCUCUGUGCAUGCGGGAUUCUGGAGCCUGUACAUGGGUAUCAAAGAGCUAGCGCUAGAUAGCAUCCGCAGUGCCAUGCGCGAGCACGGCAAGGAUAUCGACGAGAUCGUGAUCGUAGCACACAGCAUGGGAGCCGCUGUCGGUUACCUGCUGGCUCUGGACUUGCUGCUGCAUGAACGAGAGCUCCUAUCAAGUGUCCUGAAACUCGCUUUCUUCGGCGCUCCAAGAGUCGGUAAUACGCAUCUCGCGGAGUUAUGGUGCGACACCGUUCGAGAGAGCGACCGUCAAUACGGACGCCCCGUCAAAGAGUACUUCGUGAAGGGCUACAACGAUGGUGUCCCAUCCCUUCCACCGUACAAACUAGGUUAUAGGCAUCUCACUGAAACGCCACUAUACUUUUCGGGCGGUCGUCUUUAUCACAUCCCCCCGUCCGAACGUGAGCACGGCUUGUUCGAUGUCUCUCCGGAUUCGCAGGACUUGAGAACGAGCGCACUGUAUCCGAAGGGUGGACACAAUUAUUAUAAUGACAGGGAUCUAGAGCGCUCGACUCGUCGCCUCGCGUGGCUCUAUGAGAACAUGAACAAAACAUCAGAUUGGGAGGAACAAUAUUACAAGGCCAUGAUUGAACCAGAGGAAGCUUGGAAAAGCAAGGCGCCCAAAUAG
Molecule: messenger RNA, 1122 nt
Organism: Gloeophyllum trabeum ATCC 11539
Lineage: Eukaryota; Fungi; Basidiomycota; Agaricomycetes; Gloeophyllales; Gloeophyllaceae
Product: alpha/beta-hydrolase
Exons: 2
Coding region: 1-1122 (373 amino acids)
Biological process (GO): lipid metabolic process
Source: RefSeq, a predicted model, not a curated record